GCAAGAUCGCAUCCAUUUUCAGUUCAAUUUGCAAUGCUUCGCAUAAGAAAGCCAGAUGCUACCAUGUUUUAUUUAUAUUAUUCCGUGGCGACUGGGUGUUCUUGAAGGACGCGGAUAUGCACUCAGCAGAAAGGUUUUGUAAAUAAGAAAGACAAAAAGGUGCUCAUUUCACCAGAAUGAGGAUGAUUUGUAACAUAAUCAGACAUCACCAAGCUACGACUAUAACUUAAGAAAAGAUACCUAUCAAAAAACUCGUUUACAGUAGAAGUUACGCGAUUUGAAGAUCUGCUCAAUCAUGCCGGUUCGAAGAGGUCAUGUUGCUCCACAAAACACAUUUCUUGGCAUUAUAAUACGAAAAUUUGAAGGACAAAAUAAAAAAUUCAUAAUUGCCAAUGCCAGAGUGCAGAACUGUGCGAUCAUCUACUGCAAUGAUGGAUUUUGUGAAAUGACUGGUUUUUCAAGACCUGAUGUCAUGCAGAAGCCAUGUACCUGUGACUUUCUUCAUGGUCCAUAUACCAAAAGACAUGACAUUGCCCAAGUUGCCCAGGCACUGCUUGGCUCAGAUGAAAGAAAAGUGGAAAUAACAUAUCACCGCAAAGAUGAAUCCAUUUUCUUGUGCAACACUCACAUAAUCCCAGUGAAGAAUCAGGAAGGGGUGGUGAUGAUGUUCAUUUUGAAUUUCGAUUACGUGCUGGAUGAGGAAACCAGCGACUCCUCAGAUAGACUGAACCAAGCUUCACCUUCCAAAUCUGAACACCGUAAGGGAAGAUUCUUCAGAUUAAGACUGGCCGGUUUGAGACUCUUGGGUACAAGCAAGCAGUCCCUUCCACAGGAGGACCCAGAUGCUGUUUUGGUCCAUUCUCCCAAACAAAGUGAUGACUCUGUUGCCAUGAAGCACUUUAAAUCACCCGCAAAAGAGAGUUGCAGCCCUUCAGAUGCUGAUGACACAAAAGCACUGAUUGGAUCUAGUCACUGCCCAACAAUGAUUAAUGAAUCAGGACCUCUUGAUCACUCUUCACCCAAACACCAGUGGGACAGGCUCUACCCUGAUAUGCUGCAAUCGAGCAGAUGUCUGACCAAUGCCAGGUCAAAGGAGAGUAUUUGCAGCAUGAGACGAGCAUCAUCAGUCCAUGAUGUUGAGGGUUUUUGCACCAACUCAAAGAAUGUUUUCAGGGACCGACAUGCAAGUGAAGACAAUGGUCGCACUAUCAAAGGUCCAUUCAACCAUAUAAAAUCAAGUCUGCUGGGCUCCACAUCUGAUUCAAACCUCAAUAAAUACAGCACAAUCAACAAAAUCCCUCAAAUUACGUUGAACUUUUCCGAUAUUAAAAAUGAAAAGAAGACUUCUCCUCCUCCUUCUUCUGAGCAAACCAUCAUCGCACCAAAGGUUAAAGAACGAACACACAAUGUUACAGAAAAAGUUACCCAGGUCCUUUCUUUGGGAGCUGAUGUUUUACCAGAGUACAAACUUCAGACACCACGCAUCAACAAGUUCACUAUACUUCACUAUAGUCCCUUUAAGGCAGUUUGGGACUGGCUGAUUUUGCUGUUAGUAAUAUACACUGCCAUAUUUACGCCAUACUCUGCAGCCUUUCUUUUAAAUGACAGGGAGGAGCAAAAGAGACGAGAGUGUGGCUAUUCCUGCAGCCCCUUGAAUGUUGUAGACUUGAUGGUGGAUAUUAUGUUUAUCAUUGAUAUUCUCAUCAACUUUCGAACAACGUAUGUUAACCUAAAUGAAGAGGUGGUGAGUGAUCCAGCAAAAAUAGCUAUUCACUACUUCAAGGGCUGGUUCCUAAUUGACAUGGUCGCUGCAGUACCCUUUGACCUGCUCAUUUUUGGAUCUGGGUCAGACGAGACAACCACUUUGAUUGGACUCUUGAAGACAGCUAGACUGUUACGAUUGGUGAGAGUCGCUCGUAAGCUGGACCGGUACUCUGAAUAUGGGGCUGCUGUACUGAUGCUGCUCAUGUGCAUUUUUGCUUUGAUUGCACACUGGCUUGCUUGCAUUUGGUAUGCCAUUGGGAAUGUGGAAAGGCCGUACCUGAUCCAUAAAAUCGGCUGGCUAGAUUCGCUGGGGCAGCAGAUUGGGAAGCGAUACAAUUACAGUGAUGCCAGUUCGGGACCCUCUAUUAAGGAUAAAUAUGUGACGGCACUUUACUUUACCUUCAGCAGUCUGACAAGUGUUGGAUUCGGCAAUGUGUCUCCAAAUACCAACUCAGAAAAAAUCUUCUCCAUAUGUGUCAUGCUGAUUGGCUCACUAAUGUACGCCAGUAUCUUUGGGAAUGUCUCUGCAAUUAUCCAGCGGCUGUAUUCGGGAACAGCAAGGUACCACAUGCAGAUGCUUCGGGUAAAAGAAUUUAUCAGGUUCCACCAGAUUCCCAAUCCUCUGCGUCAGCGACUUGAAGAAUACUUCCAGCAUGCUUGGACCUACACCAAUGGCAUUGACAUGAACAUGGUCUUAAAGGGAUUUCCAGAGUGUCUGCAGGCUGAUAUUUGCCUUCACCUGAAUCAGAAUUUGCUUCAGAGCUGCAAGGCUUUUAGAGGUGCCACCAAAGGCUGUUUGAGAGCUUUGGCCAUGAAGUUUAAAACGACGCAUUCACCCCCUGGAGACACACUGGUCCAUGGUGGAGAUGUUCUGACUGCACUCUACUUCCUGUCUCGAGGCUCAAUUGAAAUCCUGAAGGAUGACAUUGUCGUUGCAAUACUAGGGAAGAAUGACAUAUUUGGAGAAAUGAUCCAUCUGUAUGCAAAACCUGGAAAAUCCAAUGCAGACGUCAGAGCUUUAACGUAUUGUGAUCUGCAUAAAAUUCAAAGAGAAGAUCUCUUGGAGGUCCUGGAUAUGUAUCCAGAGUUUGCUGAUUACUUUUUGACCAAUUUGGAGCUAACAUUUAACCUAAGAGAUGAUAAUUCCAAGACUGACUAUUCACAAAGUAAUGAUUCAGAUGAGGAGGACAGUACAGUUCGUAAAAGAAAAAUUUCCUUUAAACGUAAAACAGAGAGAGUGGUGAGCAGUGAAGAUAAGGAUGGUGACACAACAAAAGAGAACCCGACAUAUUUCCAAUGUUCAAGUAAAGAUUUAGAAGAGAGGAAAGACAGCUCAUUAUCUUUUUCUACCACUGUGGAAGAAGAAACAAUGCCAUUAUGUUCUGGUAUCAUUGGAUAUCCUGCAUUCGUUAAUCCAGCCGCAAUCCAGACCAAAAACAGACUUGAAAAACUGAGUCAUUCUUACAAAGAUCUCAGAGCUGGAGAAUGGGAGAGAAAAAAAACAAAGGAAUAUCUCGAUGAGUCAGCACAAUCUGCAUUAUCUCAAGUUGCACGAGGUCUCUCAGAAACUGAAAGUGACAUCAUGUAUGGGGAAGUGGAGCACAGAUUAGACUUGCUUCGAGAACAGCUAAAUAGGCUGGAAUCACAGAUGACGAAUGACAUGCAAACAAUUCUUCAGAUACUGCAGCGGCAGUCCACACUAGGGCCCCCUGCUUACAGCACGGUCACUGCCAGUUCAGAGUAUCAGAGACCAGCCAUUCGAGUUCAGCCUGUUGCAGCAAUAAAAACAGACAGGAGCUUCAGCACUUCAUCACAGAGUCCAGAAUUUUUAGACUUGGAAAAGCCCACUGUAAAAUCCAGCAGGGUACACCGGAACACAGCAUCAGAAGAUAAUUUAGCUUCCUUUUUGGAACAGGAACGUGACCUAACAGGUCCAUUUCAUCAACAGCAGUCCAAAUAUGUUCUUCUACCAAGCAGACAUCCUUCCCUGCCAGAUUCUUCUCCAAGUACCAUUGGAAUGUUGGGCCUGCAUAGGCACGUUUCAGAUCCUGGUCUUCCUGGGAAAUAGUGUCAACCCAAAUGACCUGCUCUGCCAUUAUUGUGGCUGUUCGUAUUCUUUACAAAUCAAAAUCCUCUUAUGUUUGACUCAGGGGUCUACAAGGAUACUGUCAUAUGCAAGAAUGCUGUAGAUUUUCCUAACCAUAACCUAUAAAGUUAUUGUUCAUUUUAUAUUUUUUAUGGAACACUGCCAGUUAAACAAGGCACUGUACAUGCUUGUUUCAAAACAGAAGAGCAUGCAGGGAACUGUUUUAUGUUGCAUGCUGAUUUGAAUCCAAUUACUUGUCUAAAGGAGAAUCUGUUUUGAUGUUUGCAUGUUUUCUAGGCAAAGUGCACUGCUUUUUAAAGUUGUACAGAAUAUAAAUUACUUGAAACAAAAUUUGUUAAAAGCACAUGUCGAAAUAAAAGAUACCCCAAGUAUUUUGCAUGUGCUUUUAUAAUCCCGUUCAUGGUUUUUAACAUGGCUGAAAAAUAAAAAAUUAGGGAAAAAAAACCUUUGAAAUAUUUGAAAUUUACAGCCACUGAUGAGGCUUGUGAGUCACUGAUGCAAUAACUUUCCUAAAACUUGGUUUAAAAGCCAUCAUUCCCAUGAAGUUACAUUUUAUCUAUAACCACUUAAGUGAAAAUAAUUUUACUUAGAAUGAAGUUGCACCAAUAUACAGAACAAUUGAUUCCAAGAACGUUGAAGGUC
Polyodon spathula (Mississippi paddlefish) is the source of this 4513-nucleotide messenger RNA. Its product is annotated as potassium voltage-gated channel subfamily H member 7-like. Lineage: Eukaryota; Metazoa; Chordata; Actinopteri; Acipenseriformes; Polyodontidae. Gene Ontology annotation, molecular function: inward rectifier potassium channel activity. Gene Ontology annotation, cellular component: membrane. Gene Ontology annotation, biological process: membrane repolarization during action potential; potassium ion transmembrane transport. The transcript has 16 exons. The coding region runs from base 296 to 3832 and encodes 1178 amino acids. The record is from RefSeq and is a predicted model, not a curated record.